AUGAGUACGUCGGACGUGGAGGAGGAUCGCGAGAUCAACGUAGACACGGACAGCCGGUGCAGCGGCGACGACGACAGCUACCGCAGCAGCGACGGCUCCCUGCAGCGCAGCGCCGCCGCCGCCGCCUUCGCCUCCCACGUCGUCAAGGAGCGCCUCACAGAUUGCUGCAAACGUCUCAGGCUCCCAUUGACACUGAGCCCACUUCAUAACUUUUGGAGUCAGGCUGAUUCAACAGACGCCGACAUCUCGACGUUCCCGAUCACGAGGCGGAUCGGCCACCCGUACCAGAACCGGACGCCGCCCAAGCGCAAGAAGCCGCGCACUUCGUUCACGCGGCUGCAAAUCGCCGAGCUGGAGAAGCGCUUCCACAAGCAGAAGUACCUGGCGUCCGCCGAGCGCGCCGCGCUCGCCAAGACGCUCAAGAUGACGGACGCGCAGGUCAAGACCUGGUUCCAGAACCGCAGGACCAAGUGGAGGCGGCAGACGGCGGAGGAGCGCGAGGCGGAGCGGCAGGCGGCCAACCGGCUGAUGAUGUCGCUGCAGGCCGAGGCGCUCAGCAAGGGCAUGUACCCGCCCCCACACCCGCCGCCACCCCCGCCGCCACACCCGGGGGCGGACGCGCCCGGCGCGCUGGCGGCCGCAGCCGCGGCUGCCGCAGCCGCCUCCGUGUCCGCGGCGGGACAGCCCCCGCAGCCGCCCCCGCACCUGGCUGUCUCCACGGCGGGCGGCGCCGCCUCCACGACGGCGCUGAGCGCGCUGCAGAACCUGCAGCCCUGGGCCGGCGCAGACUACGGCGUGCACCCGCCUCCUCCGCCCCCGCUCGCCUCACCCAUCUGCUAG
Schistocerca nitens (vagrant locust) is the source of this 840-nucleotide messenger RNA. RefSeq names its product homeobox protein B-H1-like. Gene Ontology annotation, biological process: animal organ development; regulation of transcription by RNA polymerase II. The record is from RefSeq and is a predicted model, not a curated record. The coding region runs from base 1 to 840 and encodes 279 amino acids. Gene Ontology annotation, molecular function: RNA polymerase II cis-regulatory region sequence-specific DNA binding; DNA-binding transcription factor activity, RNA polymerase II-specific. The transcript is spliced from 5 exons. Lineage: Eukaryota; Metazoa; Arthropoda; Insecta; Orthoptera; Acrididae. Gene Ontology annotation, cellular component: nucleus.